AUGGGGAACGCUUCCUUUUCGGCUGAGCAUGGUUAUAUCGAUCUCACACCCGAUCCAUACACAGCAUUAAAUGUUUCUUCUUCAAACGAUACGGCUCCAAAUGUGGCGUUGCAGAACCGCAUCGGAAGAGUUCUUUACCGCCAGCAGCUCACGAUGCGGCCGGCGAGUUUCACCACCGUCUUCACCAUCUUCGUCAAAAACAUGACAACAAAUGCCACGGACUCUCUCGUGAAUUUCAAUGGCGACGGUCUUGCCUUCAUCAUUGUUCUGAAUAAUAAAAGCUUUUUAGCAAAAAGCUAUGGGGCUUUCCUGGGCCUCUUCGACUCCUCCACAAAUGGAAACAUGACUGAGCAGCUUGCCAUCGAAUUCGACACAUAUGCAAAUGAAUUCGACCCGAACAACAAUCAUGUGGGCAUCGACAUCCAGAGCAUCACAUCCAACGCAAUAGCCAAUAUGGGAAACCACGGAAUGGACAUCAAGUCCGGGUGA
Messenger RNA from Cryptomeria japonica (Japanese cedar), 489 nucleotides. RefSeq names its product lectin-related protein-like. Gene Ontology annotation, molecular function: carbohydrate binding. Lineage: Eukaryota; Viridiplantae; Streptophyta; Pinopsida; Cupressales; Cupressaceae. The transcript has a single exon. The record is from RefSeq and is a predicted model, not a curated record. The coding region runs from base 1 to 489 and encodes 162 amino acids.